This is a messenger RNA of Alternaria burnsii, 870 nucleotides long. Its product is annotated as nadp-dependent mannitol dehydrogenase. Gene Ontology annotation, molecular function: oxidoreductase activity, acting on NAD(P)H, oxygen as acceptor. The transcript has 3 exons. Lineage: Eukaryota; Fungi; Ascomycota; Dothideomycetes; Pleosporales; Pleosporaceae. Gene Ontology annotation, cellular component: intracellular anatomical structure. The coding region runs from base 1 to 870 and encodes 289 amino acids. The record is from RefSeq and is a predicted model, not a curated record.
AUGAGUCCAUCAGCCAUCAGUAGCGUCGCUAGCGCACUCACUUCCUCUACAACGUCAGCGACGGCACAAACACCAGCACUCUUCUCGCUCGCAGGAAAGACAGUCGCUAUCACAGGAGGCGGACGUGGACUCGGAAUAACUCUUGCUUUCGCUGUGGUAGAAGCUGGUGGACAUGCGGCUUGUCUGGACAUCCUCCCAGAGCCAAGCAACACAGAGUGGCAGGCAUUGACGAAGCUUGCCAACCAACUCGGUACCUCAGCGACAUACCGCAGAUGCGACGUCACUAGCGAAGCGGAGGUUACCCAAGUUCUAGAGGAGAUAUCAAAAGAGGGAGACGAGCGAGGUGCACCACUCAACGGUAUGGUCGCAUGCGCGGGUAUCCAACAAAGGGUACCAGCGCUCGAUUAUGAAGCCUCGGACUUUGAGCGUAUGCUUCGCGUGAAUGUGGUAGGCGCGUUCAUAUCGGUUAAGAGGGCAGCGAGGAUAUUGAAAGAAAAGGGUACUGGUGGCUCAAUUGUGCUCAUCGCUAGCAUGUCGGGUCAGGUUGCGAACAGGGGUCUCACCUGCACAGCCUACAAUGCCAGCAAAUCAGCUGUGCAUCAAAUGUGUCGCUCGCUAGCGCAGGAAUGGGGUCAAUACGGCAUUCGGGUGAACACGCUUUCGCCAGGUUACAUUCGUACUGCGAUGACCGACGAACUCCUCGCAGCGGAUCCAGAUGUAGAGAAGACAUGGAUGGCCGGCGCUUUACUUGGAAAACUUGGCGUACCAGAUGACUUCAAAGCCCCAGCGGUGUUCUUAUUAGCGGAAGGCAGUCGGUUCAUGACCGGCGCCGACCUGAGAGUGGAUGGCGGUCAUUGCGCGUCGGCGUAA